UCCGUCAUCGACAUCUGCCAGGAGGUCAUCAAGCAGUCCAAUGUGCAGAUCCUCGUGCCCCCCGCGCGCCCCGACAUCAUGCUCUUCCGUCCGGGGGCUGCUGACCUCGGCUUCCCUCUUGACAUGACCAACGGGGCCGCCUUGGCGCCCAAUGGCAACGGCAUUGCUGGUAUGCCCGAAGACGAGGCCACGCGAGCUGCGCUCUCUGCCGCGCAGUCCUCCCUGCCCGUUCUGCAGGGCGUGGACCGCCUGCCCAUGGUGGCAGGACCCCUGUCCCCACCACUGCUGGCCUCGCCCUUCCAGAAUGUUGCUGCUAGUGCCCCCACUUUAAGCACCAAGAGGGGCAGGGGCCGUCCCCGUAAAGCCAAUCUCUUGGACUCCAUGAUGUUUGGUACCCCGGGGGGCCUGCGUGAGGCUGGUAUCCUGCCUUGCGGCCUCUGCGGGAAAGUAUUUACGGAUGCUAACCGUCUUCGUCAGCAUGAGGCUCAACACGGGGUGACAAGCUUACAGCUGGGCUACAUAGACAUCCCACCCCCGAGGCUGGGUGAAAACGGUGUCCCUGGUCAGGAUGACCCCGAUGCACCCCGAAAAAGAAGCAGGACGAGGAAACAGGUGGCCUGUGAGAUCUGUGGCAAGAUUUUUCGGGACGUGUACCACCUGAAUCGGCACAAGCUGUCACACUCCGGCGAGAAGCCGUACUCGUGUCCGGUGUGUGGCUUGCGGUUCAAGCGGAAAGACAGGAUGUCCUAUCACGUUCGAUCUCACGAUGGCUCUGUGGGAAAGCCCUACAUCUGCCAGAGCUGUGGAAAAGGCUUUUCCAGGCCAGACCACUUGAAUGGACACAUCAAACAGGUGCAUACCUCAGAGAGACCUCACAAGUGUCAGGAAAAUGGCAGCCACCAUGGAAUAAGCUCAGAGACAUCCACAUCCAUAGAAAAGUUGAAACUUCAAGAGACUUGUAAUGCUUCCUUUGCCACUCGUGACCGACUGCGCUCACACCUAGCAUGUCAUGAAGACAAAGUUCCAUGCCAGGUGUGUGGGAAGUACUUGCGAGCCGCAUAUAUGGCAGAUCAUUUGAAGAAACAUAGUGAAGGACCAAGCAAUUUCUGCACUAUCUGUAACCGAGGUUUCUCCUCUGCCUCCUACUUAAAGGUCCAUGUUAAAACCCACCACGGUGUUCCCCUUCCCCAGGUCUCCAGGCACCAGGAGUCCAUCCCGAAUGGGGGAGCAGCGUUCCACUGCGUCAGGACCUAUGGCAUCAAAGGCCAGAAAUGUUCACAUUCGGACCCGAUUGAGAGUUCUGAUUCAUACGGAGACCUCUCUGACACCAGUGACCUCAAGACUCCUGAGAAACAGAGCACCAAUGGGUCCUUCUCGUGUGACAUGGCAGUCAGCAAAAACAAAAUGGAGACAGAAGGAGAGAAGAAGUACCCUUGCCCUGAAUGUGGCAGCUUUUUCAGAUCAAAGUCUUAUCUGAACAAACACAUACAGAAGGUUCACGUCAGGGCCCUUGGUGGCCCAUUGGGGGACCUCGGUCCUGCUCUGGGAUCCCCCUUUUCACCCCAACAGAACAUGUCUCUCCUGGAGUCAUUUGGGUUUCAGAUCGUCCAGUCAGCAUUUGCAUCGUCCCUAGUGGAUCCAGAGGUCGACCAGCAACCAAUGGGGCCAGAGGGGAAAUGAGAGCAGUUUGAUCUUGACAAAGCAAAGCAGCAGUCUGGCUAUAAUGAUAAGAUGCUGUGAAUGAAAGAGGAAAUAAUGAAAUUUGGUUCUAUAGCUGAGAAUUUUUUAUUCAUUUUAGCUUCCCUCUUUGUCUCAUGCCCUACCCCACCCUUAAACCUUCACUGAGGAGAGGGAGAAAAUGCUUCUUAGCUGAUACAUUACAGAAGAUGGUGACCUUGAAUAGGAGACAUGACCUAAAACACCAAAUGGAGCUUUAGAGGCUGCUGCUGGUGUUUCGUCAUGAUCUUCUAGAAUAAACAAAAGUUGCCAGCACUGAUCUGAGAAUUAGACAGUCCUAGUGACCGAGGCACCUGGGGAGCUACAGCUACAGGGAGCUAUGCUUUUGUUCUCUCUCUAUUCCCCACCUUCCCUAACCUACCCCAGAAAAACAGUAAGUUUUAAAAACAGACCCAUUAUCGACCCAUUAUUGAAUAUAACAUUAAGUAAAAUGCCCCGUGGUACCUAGCAGGUUACAAUGCAGUUGUCCUUUUAAAAACAGAAGAAUUUAAAGAAGGUGAGAGAAUUUGAACCCCUUCUGCCAUUUGUGAGGCUGUGAGUGCUGCAGCAGGACUGAACUGCUGAGAAAAAUCACCAUUCAGAACAGGUUGUUUUUGUUACUUUUAACCAUUAAACU
Molecule: messenger RNA, 2353 nt
Organism: Nipponia nippon (crested ibis)
Lineage: Eukaryota; Metazoa; Chordata; Aves; Pelecaniformes; Threskiornithidae
Source: RefSeq, a predicted model, not a curated record